Messenger RNA from Penicillium griseofulvum, 2604 nucleotides. Its product is annotated as glycoside hydrolase family 92 protein. Bases 1 to 2604 code for a protein of 867 amino acids. The record is from RefSeq and is a predicted model, not a curated record. Gene Ontology annotation, cellular component: nucleus; cytosol. The transcript has 5 exons. NCBI's taxonomy places the organism in Eukaryota, Fungi, Ascomycota, Eurotiomycetes, Eurotiales, Aspergillaceae. Gene Ontology annotation, molecular function: carbohydrate binding; peptide-N4-(N-acetyl-beta-glucosaminyl)asparagine amidase activity. Gene Ontology annotation, biological process: protein deglycosylation; carbohydrate metabolic process; protein quality control for misfolded or incompletely synthesized proteins.
AUGGGGCACAUCCCCGGAUCCAUAUACGGAAAUAUAGCGGAAUGCCACAGGGAUCAACAGGGAUCGCCAGGGGCACACAUACCAGACAGUCGCAUCCUAGUCAAUGGUGCAAAUAUCCCCGUGGAAGAUUAUGAUGUUCUACAAUAUAUCAAUCCCUUGAUUGGCAGUGCCAACGGAGGAAAUGUGUUCCCAGGUGCCUCCUUACCAUACGGCAUGGCAAAAGCCGUCGCCGACACAGACUCAGAGAGUAAUCAAGGAGGCUUCGCCCACGAGGGCGGCAGCGUCACCGGAUUCUCUAGCAUGCAUGACUCCGGCACUGGGGGCAGCCCUUCACUGGGAAAUUUCCCUCUAUUUGCUUAUGCAAAAUGCGCUGGUGACGAUGUAAAUGGCUGCGUUUAUCCGAAGAACCAACGAAAAACGAAAUACAAGUCCGACUCGGUCCAGGCUCACCCAGGAUACUUUGCUAUAGAGCUGACAUCGGGGGUGCGUGCUGAUAUGACGACAGCGCACCAUACGUCCCUGUUUCGCUUCCAGUUCCCAAAUGAUAAAAGUACCAGUCCAUUAAUCUUGCUGGAUCUCACCGAUUUGUCGAAUUCCCGCCAAGAUAAUGCGACCAUCUCGGUGGAUAGCAAAACCGGCCGCAUGACUGGUGAUGCGCGGUUCAGUCCUAGCUUUGGAUCAGGAUCCUACGUCUUGCAUUUCUGUGCGGACUUCAAGAGCCAUGCUGCCCAAAGAGAUAGUGGUAUCUUUGUCAAUUCUCGGGCUAGUGCUGGGGUUCAUGAUUUGAAGAUCUCGCGCAGUAUCAAUGGGUACCCGCUUCCAGGUGGUGGAUUUGUCCGCUUCAAGCCUGCCGCGGACAAUACGGUCCUUGCUCGAGUUGGCGUCAGCUUCAUGAGCACAAAGCAAGCUUGCACUUACGCCGAGUCUGAAAUUCCACACUUCGACUUCAACGCAACACGCCAGAUAGCAGUCGACAAAUGGACGGAAAAGAUGCGUCCAAUCCGUGUCUCACGAACGAACAUCGACGCCUCGGUUCUGUCUAAUUUCUACAGUGGGAUCUACAGAACUAUGGUAAAUCCGCAGAACUACACAGGCGAGAAUCCGCUCUGGCAGAGCAGCGAACCUUACUUCGAUUCAUUCUAUUGUCUUUGGGAUUCUUUCCGUUCCCAGAUCCCAUUCCUCACUAUCUUCGAUCCCUUCUCCGUAAUGCAGAUGGUGCGAUCACUCAUCGAUACUCAGCGCCAUCUAGGCUGGCUGCCGGAUUGCCGCAUGUCACUGUGCAAAGGAUACACACAGGGCGGUUCCAACGCCGACAACGUCCUAGCAGAUGUCUAUCUAAAAGGACUCAAGGAUGGCAUUGAUUGGGAAGCCGGGUAUGCAGCCGUACAAAAGGACGCAGAGGAGGAACCAUACGACUGGUCCAGCGAAGGCCGCGGUGGUCUACGCAGCUGGAAGAAUCUACACUAUAUACCCGUAGAAGACUUCGACUACGAAGGCUUCGGCACAAUGACACGCAGCAUCUCACGCACACUCGAGUAUUCAUACAACGACUUCGCCAUCGCACAAAUGGCUCGCCGCAUGAACAAGACAGCCGAUGCAACACGGUACGAGCAAAGAUCCCGAUACUGGCAAAACCUAUUCAAAAAGGAUCAGUCCUCUCUCUGGAAAGGAAAAGACACUGGCUUUACCGGCUUCUUCCAACCAAAACAUCUGAACGGAACAUGGGGCGUCCAAGAUCCCCUCGCAUGCUCGAACAUCGACCAAAGCGGACACGCCUGCUCACUGCAGAAUACCGCUGGCGAAACAUUCGAAUCCAGUAUCUGGGAAUAUCAAUUCUUCGUCCCCCACGACAUGCAAACCCUAAUAAACCUCCUCGACGGCCCGACCGAAUUCGUCACCCGUCUCGACUACCUCCACGACCAAAACAUAACUUACAUAGGCAACGAGCCCGCCUUCCUAACAGUCUUUCAAUAUCACUACGCUGGUAGACCCGCAAAGUCCACUUCCCGCGUGCGCACCUAUAUCCCAGAUUACUUCUCUCCCACGCCAGCCGGACUGCCAGGUAACGAUGACUCAGGCGCAAUGGGCUCGUUCGUCGCCAUGGCGAUGAUGGGACUAUUCCCGAAUCCAGGACAGGAUGUAUAUUUACUUACAGUACCGUUCUUCGAGACUGUUAGUAUUGUUUCCCCGUUGACAGGGAAAACGGCUAUAGUGAGAACGGCGAACUGGGCGGAGUUUAACACGCCUAAUGCUACUGGCGGUGCUGUUGGUGGGAAUGGGUUUAUUCAGUCUGCUACGGUGGAUGGGAAGCCUUGGACGAAGAAUUGGAUUGGACAUGAUUUCUUCACUGAGGGGAGGGAGUUGGUUCUUGUUCUUGGGAAGGAGGAAGGUAGCUGGGGGACUAGAGUGCAAGAUUUGCCGCCUUCUUUGGCGCCGGAGGAUGGGGUUGGUGGUCGUGGUGCUGUGAGGGAGCGUAGGUGGGAGAGUGUUGUUGAGGGUGGGCAGGUUGAUGCUGUUUCUGGUGCGUCGAAGCGUGCUUUGCAUCUUGAGCAACAUGUUCGUAGGGCUGGGGAUGGUCAUGUGGAUAUAGGGGGUUCUUGGUAG